Selaginella moellendorffii is the source of this 1661-nucleotide messenger RNA. RefSeq lists its product as uncharacterized. The transcript has 3 exons. NCBI's taxonomy places the organism in Eukaryota, Viridiplantae, Streptophyta, Lycopodiopsida, Selaginellales, Selaginellaceae. Bases 37 to 1452 code for a protein of 471 amino acids. The record is from RefSeq and is a predicted model, not a curated record.
GGCAUUUAUCCUCUCGAAUAUUCUUGUGAAGCGGCAAUGGGCUCUAGCGCUAGGGUUUUGUGGCCGGGAGCUAUGGCGGAGGUGCAUUCUUCUUGGGAAUUUCUGAAGCUCUUGCCGGAAGGGUAUGCGCAUUUUGUUUCCAAUCCUCGAUUCAGUGGGUUGAUUAGUCUGAAACGGGACGUAGGAUUUGUGAUUGCCGGCCCGCCACUGCUGCUGGAUUCCGACGAGCUCCCUAUUGCCUCGAUCAGCGGAUUGAUUGGAGAUUGCGCUGCCGGGUGGAUAGAGGAGCUUGAUCCUGGCCAUGCAAGAGACUGGUUUCUAUCGAGAAAAUCCAGCAGCAACACGAGACUUGGUGAUCACUUUGCAAAGUGUGUCGAGUUCGUGCUUCGUUUCGCUCCGUUGGAGGGAAUCGACUCCAUAUUCUACUCCCAGCAAGUUUUGGAGCCCGUCACAGUUGACAAGGAUGAAGAAAUGGUAUCCACACGACUUGAAGGGGUUGAUGGCGAGCAAACUGAGAACGGUGGUGACAAGUACGAGAGGAGACGAGCAAGAAAACUGUUGCGUAGGCUUCACAGGAAAAGGAUCUCCGUGAACACCGUUGGAGAGUUUGAUUUUCUCUUUCGUCUCAAGCACCCGCAGCCAUCUACGGUCGUGGAGCACUGGGAAGUCUCCGUGAAGUUUUUGCUCUACGUUGGGCCUUGGGAAGCCUUUGGUCUACAAACUCCCGAAGCCGCCAAGUGGAAGCAACUCAGGUCAGAACAGCAGAUGGAGGAGAUCUCCACCACCACCACCGCCUCGAGAAACGAGCGGUUUCUCGGGUUUUUUCUGGGGCCUCACGUCGGAGAAACUCUGGCGGACAGGAAGAAUCGACUCAAGAACCAGCUCACUCUGCCGACGAAAGCUGCGGCUCUGGGGACACUAGAGUCGCUUUUUGGAAGUGGUGAUAUCCGAGUGAGCUCAAGAGCUCUGCUGCACGGCUACCUCUUCUACGAGCCUGCGCUGUGGAAGUUCCUGUGCACAACGAGCAGUGACUUUCGAGGCAGCACGUAUGGAGACUCGACUGUGAACUCUAGGCACUGGAAAGGCUGGUGGAUGAACGUGGAAGGAUUCCAAACUUUUGCGUCGGCUCCAGAGCGCGUGACGAGCAAGUGGUACAUCGUUCCAAAGAUGGAGUGGCUUUCUCCGGUGGUGAUCCGUGAAGACGAGGAGAGGUUUCUCCACGGUGCGCUCAGCAGCGAUGGACUGGUGGAUAUGGCUGCCAAAGUCGCCGAGGAAGCGAGCAGGAUGGGCAGGGACAGGAUGAGACGCUUCAUGGUGGCGGAGAUUCGUCGGCAAAGCGAUGAGUGUCACUGGAUUUGGAGUGAGUCGAGCAGGGGUUUUAUCGUCGAGGAUUCCUGGCCGGAUACCAAAGCUUACAGUCCUCACGGCUUCGUUAUGUCUUGGGGUCCGUGAAGCUGGAAAAGAAGAAGAGUGGAAAUCCGCUACUCCAUCCAUACGAUGUUCUCAGGAGCUGGGAAGAUUUCCGAUGCUUGGAGAUGAUCACAAGAGUUUGGAAGUUUUCCGAAGAUCACAAGAGCUUGGAAGUUUUCUUGGAUGAUUUGAUCAACCAAGAACUCUCUCUUUUUACAGUUCGAGCAGCAAAGUUUUUGAUCUUUGGGAAA